ACUAUUGUACAAAUGCAAUACUUUUCGUGCAGUACGUCGCUGCCUCCCACGAAAUUGAGGAAUCAGUAAAGUCAAAGACUGGUAACAGUGUCUUGUUUCAGAGCGAUGAAGUACAAGUGGUGCAUUGAGAAACAAAGACCUGUGGUAAAAAAAAUAAAUAAAAAAAUAAAUAAAACAGUUCAUAUCAAGGCACGUUCAAAUGAAAGUAGGCUCGUAAUGCACUGAAGUAAAUAAACACCAGCUGAUUUUUGGCUGAAAGCAAUACACGUGACUUGAUGGCUUAAAUGGUGUUGUCAGUCAGUGUCCCUGUGUGGAAUAUUUAACAGUCGUCAUCUGAACCACAUGUUAUAAGGACCUGAUGGAAAAUCGACUUCUCCUAUCGCUGCUUGCUCUGGUGGCUACAGGGGUUUGUGGAUCAGACCAACCGAAUGUCUUGUUGAUCAUUGUGGAUGACCUGCGACCUGUUCUUGGAUGCUAUGGUGACUCACUGGCCAUCACUCCAAACAUUGAUGCCCUUGCCCAUGAUGCCACAGUCUUCACCCGAGCAUAUGCACAGCAAGCUCUUUGUGGUCCAAGCCGCACUUCCUUCCUCACUUCACGCCGGCCAGACACGACUCGGCUAUAUGACGUUCACUCUUACUGGCGGAAACAUGCUGGGAACUUCACUUCACUACCACAGUACUUCAAGGAAAAUGGCUAUCACACUGCUUCAGCUGGCAAGAUUUUUCAUCCUGGAAUCGUGAGCAACCACAGUGACGACCAACCCUACAGCUGGUCCGAGACACCUUACCAUCCCCCAACACAGGCACACAAGCAGGAUCCAGUCUGCCUGGGCCCUGAUGGCUCCCUCCACACCAACAUAUAUUGCCCAGUGCAGGUGGAGGAACAACCAGGUGGAUCACUGCCAGAUAUCGAAACCACCCGCUACUCUGUGUCAUGGCUCAAGAAGUGGGCUGGAGGGACGGCAUUACGGAGGGAGGCCCCAGCACAACCCUUCUUCCUUGCUGUAGGCUAUCACAAACCACACAUUCCUCUCAAGUUUCCAAAGCAGUUCUUAGAUCUAUAUCCAAUAUCAUCUGUGCCCUUGGCUCCUAACCGAUGGCUGCCCAAAGGCCUUCCACCUGUGGCCUGGAACCCAUGGAAUGACUUGAGGUGGCGUGAGGACAUAGCAGCCCUUAAUGUCUCCUUUCCCUAUGGGCCACUGCCUGAUUUCUACGCUAGAUACAUCAGGCAAGGCUACUAUGCAGCCACCUCCUACACUGACUCCCUCAUUGGUGAACUCUUAACAACUGUUGACCACUUGUUUCCUGACACCAUCAUUGCUUUCAUUGGUGAUCAUGGAUGGGCUCUUGGGGAGCAUCAGGAGUGGUCCAAGUUCAGCAAUUUUGAGGUGUCCACUCGGGUACCCUUCAUCAUCAGGAACUGGAGGAGGACUCAUAAUGAUACAGCUGCCCAUGGGAUAUCUCAGCAUCCACAAAGUUUCAAUCAGCCAGAAUAUUCUGGAAAUGAUCACUCAACAUAUGAGCAUUUUUCCUCCAGAACAGGAUGUGAAUCUCUGCCACCAAAAUCUGCUAAGAGUUCAGCAAGAAAGGCAGUGGAGUACAAUGGUCUGGUAGAACUGGUAGACCUCUUUCCCACUCUGGUUGACCUAGCUGGACUGCCUACCCUUCCACAGUGCCCCAGAGACUCAAGUCAGGUCAGAGUCUGCACAGAGGGAAUGAGUCUUAGUCAUGUGGUGCAGGGAAACCUACAGACAGUAAACUCAAACACAAAACACAACCACAGAAACACCAAUCCCUGGGAUGUUAUGACAAAUGAAGUUUUUAUCAGUCCUGCAGAGCCUAACAAAGGAAACAAUGUUUGGUCUGUAGGAAGUGAACAUGUGGCAGAAGCUUCAGUCACCAAGCACAAAGGUCAUACUGCAGGUAGAUCCAUGCCCUGGGGUGUGGAAACCAACAAAGUUAAACACCAACAAAUACACUCAAAAAGAAUUGAUUUGCUGGAAGUUGAAGAAUAUUUCAAACCUGUCUCAUAUGCAGAAAGGAAAGCAGCUUUCAGUCAGUACCCACGGCCCGGUCCCACACCUUCCCGCAACCCUGACAGCGACCAGCCACACACACGAGAUGUCACUAUCAUGGGUUACUCCAUUAGAACUCAUCGGUUCCGCUACACUGCAUGGCUCAAGUUUGACAACCAAACAUAUAAGCCAGAUUGGGACCACAUAGUAGCAGAGGAACUUUAUGACCACAAGACAGACCCCCAAGAGGAUCAUAAUGUGGUGGGGAAGAGGUUCUACACCCGACACAAGAGAGAAGUGUACUCCAUGUUGGUCAGAGGAUGGAGGGAGGCUGUGAGAUAUAGCUAAGUGGUAGGUGUCUGUCUGUUCACCUGACAUUUGUAUUUGCUCAAAUGCGUGUAUGUGUGUGUGUGUGUGUGUGUGUUUACCUGUUUGUAUUUUUGAAGGAUGGAAUCAAGCUUGUUACAUAUAUCCCAUUUUUAAAUAAAAUUGUCAUAUUUUCUUUGAAUUUGUGUGUGUAGUUUGCUCACACCACUUAUGUGUGUGUGUGUAUGUGUGCGACAUGUAAUUGUGCUUGUAGCUGAUGUUUUCUAACAGUCUUAGUAACUUGUUUUAUCUCUAUCACUGACUGUAUGUAUGAUCAUAAUUUGAAUUAGUCUUGUUGGUGCUAAUCUAUUCAGUUUCAGAUAAAGUGUACUUUUUAACAUUCCUGUGACUUCUUCUAACUGUAUAUAUGUAUUUAUAAUGGGAAGCCAUAUACUUAAUAAAAAAUAAAAUGAAUUUA
Scylla paramamosain (green mud crab) is the source of this 2801-nucleotide messenger RNA. RefSeq names its product iduronate 2-sulfatase-like (gene Ids). Lineage: Eukaryota; Metazoa; Arthropoda; Malacostraca; Decapoda; Portunidae. The transcript has 8 exons. Gene Ontology annotation, molecular function: iduronate-2-sulfatase activity. The record is from RefSeq and is a predicted model, not a curated record. Gene Ontology annotation, cellular component: cytoplasm. The coding region runs from base 359 to 2365 and encodes 668 amino acids.